Molecule: messenger RNA, 2343 nt
Organism: Bursaphelenchus xylophilus (pine wood nematode)
Lineage: Eukaryota; Metazoa; Nematoda; Chromadorea; Rhabditida; Aphelenchoididae
Source: the annotation of a GenBank genome assembly
AUGCUCGUAAAGACAGUUCUCGUUGCAUUACUCUUGCUUCAGAACGCUAAAGCUGAAGAAAACAGUACAUCGGUAAGCGGCUUUAAAGUCUGACUAAAGUUUUAGAUUAUAGGAUGGCACUAUGAGCACGUCGAAGCGCCAUUUGUCGCCUCCAUUUGGCUUCUUUUGGCCGGAGUAGCAAAGAUUUGUAAGUUCAAGGCCUUAUAUCAUCAUAGUUAAUAAAACCUUUCUAGUGUUCCAUGUAAAUAAAAAAUUUGGAGAUGCCGUCCCAGACUCUGCCCUUCUCAUUGUGGUAGGCCUCGGAUUAGGCCUCUUCUUGAAGGCCAUCACAGUCAGCGAUCAAGUAUUUUACAUGGAUUCAAAGGUCUUCUUCCUCUACCUUCUCCCUCCGAUCAUUUUCGAUGCCGGUUAUUUCAUGCCCAAUCGAUUGCUGUUUGAAAACUUUGGCUCAGUGAUGAUGUUUGCGGUCAUUGGAACAAUCUGGAAUACGAUUACUAUUGGCGGAACAUUGGCCUUACUCUCUUCGACCACCAGUUUAUUUACGGUCAACAUCUCCAUGAUCGAAGCGUUCUUAUUCUCAUCCUUGAUUAGUGCUGUAGAUCCUGUGGCUGUAAUUACAGUCUUCGAGGAGAUCCAUGUCAACGAAUUUUUAUUCAUCAAUGUGUUUGGCGAAGCGCUGUUCAACGAUGGAAUUGCGGCAGUUCUUUUCCAGAUUUUCAACAAAAUGGCUAUAAUUGGCGCAGAUAAUCUGAAGCCAGUCAACUAUGUUGUCUUCAGCGGAUCAUUCUUCGCAGUAGCCCUUGGUGGAGCCUUUAUUGGAGUUUUAUUUGCACUGUUUUGUGCUAUUCUUACACGGUACACUCAAAGAGUCAAGAUCAUUGGCCCUGUCUUUGUCUUUGUACUCCCGUAUCUUGCAUAUCUUGUGGCAGAGAUGACUGGAUUCUCGGCGAUCUUGGCGUAAGAAAGCUUCGAUUUUUUAAUAUUAUUCAAUUCCAGGAUAUGUUGCUGUGGUAUUGUGAUGAAGCAAUACAUCAAAUGCAACAUUACCCAUGAGGCUGCUUCCUCCAUCAAAUAUUUUGUGAAAAUGCUUGCCCAGUCCAGUGAAAUUGUCGUAUUUAUGUUCUUGGGACUCUCGGCAAUAUCAUCGCAAAGUCAAUGGGAUUAUGGGUUCAUUGCAGUGUCCUUGGCGGCUUGCUUAAUCUACCGGACAUUAGGUAAAUAAUUAAAAAUUUUAUUCGUUGUAGAAUGAUGUCAUUGUACAAAGGUUUAUUUUGGCCCAUAAUUGACUCUUAGGACCUCCUAAAUUUCUUGUUGCAUAAACGUUUUGUUGUGUAAGAUUGUUGUACAGCCUCUCCACUGUAAUCUUAUUUUUGCAGGCGUCAUCAUUCAAUGCGCCAUUUUGAAUCGCUACCGCGCAAAGAAGUUCACUUUCGAAGAUCAAUUUGUAAUGUCAUAUGGUGGAUUGAGAGGAGCUAUUGCCUUCGGACUGUUGAGUUCAAUACCAUCAACUGUCGAUCCGGAGAAACGGGCGAUCUUUACAUCAACCACGAUUACAGUGAUCUGCUUUACUGUCUUCUUACAAGGAGCUACAAUCAAGCCAUUGUUGCAUUUGCUGAAAGUGGAGAAACAAAAAGAACACACUGCAACCAUGGUGGAGAAUGUUUAUAAUAAAGUAAGUCAGUUCUAAAUUAUUAUAUUUUUUCACAUAUAAUAUAAUGGUAUAUGUAUAUACUAUACUUUUAUUCCUUACAGUAUUUUGACUUUGCCAUGGCGGGUAUUGAAGAGAUUGCUGGACAAAAAGGAUCUCAUUCAAUCCGCGAUUGGUUCGAACGAAUGAAUGCCCAAUAUCUAAAGCCAUAUCUGACAAAACAACGGGAGGCGAAAGUCUUUGAUGCUUCUCAAAUCAUCAGAGCCUAUCAAAAAAUUACUUUACAUGAGGCCAUGGAAGUCAUCUCUAUUCAAACUGAUGACAAAAAAUCGAAACGUGUUAGAAGUCUGACAGUCGGAGCUCACUCAAGUCAAAAGAGAGAGCGGAAUGACCUUGAUAAUGUAGGUGAUUACUGGUUUUACAUAUCGCUAUAUUACUAACAUCCUUAGUUUCAAAAUAUAUCCUUUCAGUUCCUUACAUCGGAAGAAAACGUUGAGAAAUUGUACUCAAUGUUCAGCACGCUGCUUGAUCGAAAACUCAGCGAAUAUAUGUCGGCACAGAAUAAAAUGCCUCAUUCGCUGACCGGUGAUGAAAACGAUGACAUUAAAGAUGAUUACUUGGCAUCGCUAAACAACCAUCAGAAUCCAUUGAAGAAAAUAAAGUCAAAGAAAAAUCUGGAACAGUCUGAAGUGUAG